Molecule: messenger RNA, 225 nt
Organism: Paramuricea clavata
Lineage: Eukaryota; Metazoa; Cnidaria; Anthozoa; Malacalcyonacea; Plexauridae
Source: the annotation of a GenBank genome assembly
AUGGAUGUUCUCCGAAAUUAUUAUGGCUUGGCAAUAAGAGAAAACCUUGAUAAUGUUGAACAAAUGGCUAAGGCUGUAAAGGCGUCUCUUUUCCACGUUGCUUCAACAGAAGAAAACCCGCAGCAUCAUCUUUGCCCGAAAGGUGAGGACAGUUGGUGUGGCUAUCAAAGAGAUUCCAAAACAUACAAACAUAAAAAUGGUAUUCCAAAGCCCAUUGUUGAGUUG